Vigna umbellata (rice bean) is the source of this 1403-nucleotide messenger RNA. Its product is annotated as protein LATERAL ROOT PRIMORDIUM 1-like. Gene Ontology annotation, cellular component: nucleus. NCBI's taxonomy places the organism in Eukaryota, Viridiplantae, Streptophyta, Magnoliopsida, Fabales, Fabaceae. Gene Ontology annotation, biological process: positive regulation of DNA-templated transcription. The record is from RefSeq and is a predicted model, not a curated record. Gene Ontology annotation, molecular function: DNA-binding transcription factor activity; DNA binding.
UGGGAUUUUAUUAUUAUUUCUUCCCUAUCUUUGCUUUUUUAAAUUCAAACCAUGUAUAACAUUUGCAUCAAAAGAAUGGAAACUCAUGUUCUGUGUUGCAAUUCAAUUCUCUCCAUAUAAUAAGAUAAGAUCUCCAUGUAUACUUUCUUCAUCAACACCAGCUAGCUCCAUAAGAUAAAGAUCUCAGAACUUUGAAACAUACCCUUUUUCCAAGAACCAGAACCUCAAUCUCAGAGCUUGUGACUUGUUUGUUCCAAUGAGCAUGUUAGGCCUUAGAGACUUAGUGCUCAUAGCUCAAACACCUUCCCUGCACCAAGGCCAACCCAUCUCAGAAAACCAAACUCCCAACCUUCCUCUUCCUUCUUCAGCCGCUCUCAGUGUUGGCUUUGGCAUUUUCCCUCUCCUCACUGCCACACCCUGUGUGCCACACCCUCACCAAACCAAUGAGAUUCAAGACUGUGGUGCUGCUGCUGGUGGCAACACCACCACCACCAACUAUUGGAACCUCAAGAUGUGCCCAGAAGUGAAUCCUCCGAAGAAGGGUGUGAUCAACAUGGAUGAUGACGAGGAGGAGGAUGACGAGAGACAUCAUCACCAUAAGGGUAUGAUGGAGAGCGAAGAAAAUGGAAUUUAUGGACCUGACUUCCGAGUGUGUCAAGAUUGUGGCAACAGGGCCAAAAAAGAUUGCAUCUUUAGAAGAUGCAGGACUUGUUGCAAGGGACGCGGAUACGAUUGCAGCACUCAUGUGAAGAGCACGUGGGUCCCUUCAAUUCGCCGCCGGGAGCGGGAAAUGGUGGUGGCUCCCGCCGGAGGCGUUGGUGGUGGCAGUAAGAGGCCAAGAGCUAUAGUGGGGUCCUCACAAAAUGCCACUGCCACUUCUCACAGCUCCAACUCCAAUGCUACAACACCUAAAAGCUUAGCCACAAUCUCUUCUCACCAAGAUGCUAGCUUCAAACAGUCUUUACCUGGUCAUGUUCGUGCACCUGCAGUGUUCAAGUGUCACAGAGUCUCUGCCAUUGGGAAUGGUGAAGAUGAGUUUGCCUACUUGGCAACGGUGCACAUCAGUGGCCAUGUCUUCAAAGGGUUUCUCUAUGACCAUGGAGUUGAUGGGAAAAUUGCAAAUGCAGUGCCUUGUGUUUCGGAACUGCAGCUGGGAAACAAUUGCAGUGGCAAGAACAGAGAAUGUUCUUCUGCAAUUGGACUUCCAAAUAACAAUGCAUACCCUGCUUCUGCCACCUGAACAUUGUUAGCAACUUGGUUCAUUCUUCUUCAGAGGUGAUGAUGGAUGAGUUUGAUGAGAGAAAAGGAAGUUGAUUUUGCUAAUUUUCUGGGAAAAGGUCUUAAUUAUGUAAAUUUAUCUUCCAAAUUUGGUGUACCAGAUUAGGGACAUUGUUGCUGAGGAA